Messenger RNA from Triticum aestivum (bread wheat), 3867 nucleotides. Its product is annotated as probable disease resistance protein At1g61300. The transcript has 2 exons. NCBI's taxonomy places the organism in Eukaryota, Viridiplantae, Streptophyta, Magnoliopsida, Poales, Poaceae. Gene Ontology annotation, molecular function: ADP binding; ATP hydrolysis activity. The coding region runs from base 732 to 3518 and encodes 928 amino acids. The record is from RefSeq and is a predicted model, not a curated record.
CGCAACUGCUGCCAUCUCCUUGGUGACCAGAGCUUCAUCAGCAUCUGAAGAGAUAAAGAACCGACUCCCCCAGCUUACCCAGAACAAGGUACUGAUUGAUGCCAAUUCUUCUUCCUCACUUACCUCAUCCAUACCUGCAAAAACCGUUUUCUUUGACGUCUUCCAAACCAGAGUGCAAAACUGCAAAUGUUUUUCCUAAAAAGUUCAUGAUUUACAUAUCGAUGUGAGAGGACGCACUUGCUUCGUUCCUGCAGCAGACAACAAAAUUUUAGUGAGAUAGAUACCGCAUGUUCCCCAAGAACUCGGCUAUCCAUUCAUUUUGGCCAGAAGGUAUUUGCCCUUUUUUUCUAAAGAACAUUCUGUAUUUUUAUGAGGUAAAAGCAACUAGAGGUAAGAUACAAAUUCAAGGCCUCUUUGAUUCAAAGGAUUUUCAUAGGAAUAUUAGGAUUUGUUUUUUCUUUAUCGGUUGUUUGAUUCGUAUGAUUGAAAGAAGAGGGGGUGGGGGGAGAGAACCACUCUUGUUGACUAGACUACACAGCACGCACGCAUCCCUCUUGAGUGCUGAAUUCUCCACUCCUCUUCUUACAUCCGGCGCAGGUAGACGAUUAACACGCUCGUUUUUGCUGGGAGGUCAAUCGCAACUGCUGUCAUCUCCUUGGCGGCCAUAGCUUUGCCACAAAUCUGAAGGCGCGGAGGAGAUAGAAGAACCGACUCCCAGCUUCCUAAGCUACAUGGCUCAGAAUGGCAUACUCACCCCGAUCGCUACCCUCGUUGUAAAUGAGUUAUGGGAGCCGAUCAAGAAGCAUAUUGGCUACUGUCUGAAGCCUAAAACCAAUGUCAAGAAUCUAGCCAAAGCUGCUGAUGAAUUGAGGAACUCCAUACAUACCAUCGAGGAGACCAUUCAGUUAGGUGAACGCGAAGGCAAGAGACCGAAGGUACAAGUAACAAAGUGGACAGAGAGUGCUCAGUCUAUUGAAGCUGAAGCUUGCAGCAUCAGCAAUAAGUACCAGGCAAGGACCAUACAUAUCUUUCGCUGCUCCUGGAGUUGUUGGUCUAACUAUAAAAUUAGCAAAUCUGCUGCAAAAGUUAAAGCUGAUAUUGAAGAUAUUAACAAGAGAUCACUUCAAAAGGAUGAUAUAUUAAGUUUGCUCCCACCAGUUGGUUUGGAGUUGCCUUUACCAGCAAACAUCGUAGGCCAAGAACACUACAGAAACAAGGUUUUCGGUUGCAUUGAGGAAGGCCCUACCGACAUCAUUGGCAUAUGUGGCAUGGGAGGGUCAGGAAAAACUACUCUCCUUAAACAAAUCAACAACUAUUAUAGCUCUGAAAGGCCUGUAUUUGAUCAUGUCAUGUUUAUUGAAGUUGGCAAGCAGCUAAACUUGAUGGCAGUUCAGCAGAGCAUUGCAUCUGGACUAGGACUGUUGUUAACAAAUGAUGGAGAUGCAACACACAGAGCUAGAGCUAUUUUCAACUUUUUAAAGGAAAAGAAAUUCCUAUUGCUGAUUGAUGAUCUUUGGGAAAUGCUGGACCUAGUGAAAGUUGGUAUACCACAUGGUUCGAAGAAGUGUUGCCUUCAAAAUAGUCAGACUGUGGUGAUCACAACACGAUCUUUGGAUGUCUGUGGUAGAAUGCAAAUUUUUGAAAACGUUAUACAGUUGAAAUGCUUGAAUUCUGAUCAUUCGUGGCAGCUGUUUAAAGAGGUUGUUGGUGAAAGAAAGACGGAAGAUGCUCGAAUUAGGGGAUGUGCCAAGAAGAUUGCUGCAAAAUGUGGAGGUCUUCCACUAGCAAUUAAGAUAACUGGGCAGGCUAUGGCUUCCAAGGUAGCUUCAGAAGAAUGGGAAUACAGUUUGAUGUUAGUAGAAGAUUCAGUUUUCCAUGAGGUUUCUGGUUCAGAUAACGAACUCUUUCCUAUACUGAAAAUUAGUUAUGAUAGCUUGCAAAGUGAUGUGAUUAGAAUGUGCUUUCUACUAUUUGCGGGGACUACCGCACAACAUCCAGAUGAUGAUUGGGAUUCUAUUGGUUUAAUUCACAUUUGGAUGGGGCAUGGACUGCUAGGUGAGGAUGAUGAUAUUGAAAGAACUUACUUGAUUGGAUAUUCUAUUAUUGAAAUUUUGAAAAGAUCGUUCUUGCUUGAAUCCUCUGGCAGAGGGGAGAAACGUGUGAAAAUGCACCAUGUUGUUCAAGAUCUAGCCUUGUGGAUUGUAGCGACAAAACAGAACGGGAUGCGUAAAGAGAAGUGGCUGGUGGACCAAAGAGAACACACCCAACCAGACGUUUGGAGCACCGCUGAUAGAAUCUUCCUAUAUGGUGAUGAUAUUAAGACAAUUCCUAGUUCUUGCAGCUGCCCUGACCUGUUAACAUUAAUGAUAGCAAACAGUGAGCAUAUUUCUGAGUUCCCAGCUGGUUUUUUCUCUGCCAUGAAAUCACUCAAUUAUUUGGAUCUUUCUGGAAUACAGAUCCAAGAAAUACCAUCAGAAAUAGGAGCAUUAACGAGCUUGCAGUUCCUUACUCUUUCUCGGACACCAAUACAAUCAUUGCCAGAGGAGCUGGGGCAGUUGGAAGAUCUAAGGUACUUACAAUUGCAGAGCACCUUCCGUCUCAGAAAUAUACCAAAUGGUUUGCUAGCUAGACUGAAGAUGUUAAGGCGGUUAGAUUUAUAUCGAUGUCAUGAUUUGACAAUUGAUUACUCAGCACGAUAUAUCGAAGAACUCAAAAGUUUAACUAGGCUACGGGAUAUUAGUUUUACAGUACAAGAUUCAGACUCAAUGUGGAAGAUCUGUAACUUGCCCAGAGCCUUUGUAAGCGGCCUCUGCAUUAGAGCUCUUGAAGGCUUGCAAUCUCUUCAGAUAUCACCACUGCUCCUUGCAAGUAGCAAGGCUAGAUACAUGAAAGCUCUGUCACUGGAACACAUCAAUCUUUUGGAGGACAUAGUGAUAGGUCAGACAGAUAUAGACCCAGGUUGGUGCUUGCCAAGGCUAGAAACACUACUUCUAUAUAGUCUGGUAGCACUUCAGAGGGUUGAGUUUAAAGGUAUUGAACCCAACACUUGCCUUUCAGGCCUCAGGAGAAUAUCCAUCUCACAUUGCCACAAGUUGAUAUCCAUCACAUGGAUCACAUGGCUGCCUUGCCUCGAAAGUGUAUACUUGGGUGACUGUGACUCGAUAGUUGAGCUGGUGGGUAAAGAUGAAGAAGCUGUGCUAUCUGCCACAAGGUCCUUCCCUCGACUCAAGUCCAUGGCGUUACCUAAUCUGAAGAACCUACAUAGCAUCUGUGAUGGCAGAAUCACCUUCCCAUCAUUGAUGCGCUUGCUCGUUUAUGGAUGCCCCAUGCUAAUGAAGCUGCCACAGAACUUAGUGGGCGCCGAGAGUUCACCGCUGAUAUUUGGCGAGCGAAAAUGGUGGGAAAGUUUAGAAUGGGAGGAUGCUAGCUCACAGUCCUCUCUCCUUCCUUUCUUCAGAGAAGUGCCUGCAGGAUUCAGAGGAAGCCAACCAGAAGUGUUCAGGGCUUUACGUGCUUAGUUCUUUCAGUGGAAAUCGAGACGUCGAUCAUGAGCCCUUCAUCUUUCUUUCUUUUUGCUUUUGAGAUGUUGUACUGAUCAAUUUGAUACUGAAAGAGAACAUGCCUUCUAUUGCUCCAUAUAUUCGUUGUACCAUGUUUCGUUCCACACUUGUAUAUGUCAAUUAUAUGUCCUGUUUUUACUUUUAUUUUGAGAUAAAACAGAGGUUUGGUUUUGGUACAUAUGAAGAUUGCAAAGUUGAGUGACGCCUUAACAAAAAGAGUGGCAUAACUUCACAAAGUAGAGAAAUAUAAAGUGAAAGGAGUAUUUAUGUUCUUGAACUGACUUGAACACUGAACUAUAAUCUUACA